CCACCUACAUAUACCCGCCCUCUCCUUCACGCUUCCCACUCCUCCGCCGUCACAAGAACCUCCCCGGCGCGCCCAGCCCAAUCCCCGCCCCCAUUGCUCCUCCUCGGCCGGAGGAGCGACAUGAAGCGGCGCACGGUGAUCGCCGCGGCCAUCGUGGCCCUGCUCCUGGCGGCCUGCACCGCGGCGGCGGCGGCGGCCGCGCUGACCAUCUCCCGGAAGAACCAGCACCGGCCGGCGUCGGAGUCCUCCGGCGGCGCGUGCGACAUGUUCGCCGGGGCCUGGGUGGCGGACGACUCGUACCCGCUCUACGACUCGGCCAGCUGCCCCUUCGUCCGCGGCGAGUUCGACUGCGCCCGGUUCGGCCGCCCCGAUAAGCAGUACCUCAAGUACCGCUGGCUGCCCAGCCCGCCCUGCUCCCCGCCCAGGUUCGACGGGCUGGCGCUGCUGCGGAUGUGGGGCGGCAAGAAGGUGAUGUUCGUGGGCGACUCGCUGGCGCUGAACCAGUACGAGUCGCUGCUGUGCAUGAUCUACGCCGCGGCGCCCAAUGCCCGGGCCACCGUCUCGCCGCGCUCCGGCAGGAUCGACCCGGCGACCACCGUCACGUUCGAUGAGUACAAUGUGACGCUGGUGUACUACCUGUCGCACUACCUGGUGGACAUCGUGAGCGAGAAGGCCGGCCGCGUACUCAAGCUCGACAAGAUCGACGAAGGCCGCAACUGGCUCGGCGCCGACGUGCUCGUCUUCGACUCCUGGCACUGGUGGCCGCGCUCCGGCAAGGACCAACCCUGGGACUAUAUCCAGGAGGGCAGCCAAGUGGCCAAGGACAUGGACCGGACGGUGGCCUUCACCAAGGCGCUCAACACCUGGGCCGGAUGGGUGGACGCCAACCUCGUCCAGACCAGCGCCAAGGUCUUCUUCCAGGGCAUCUCCCCCUCUCACUACAGGGGGCAGGAAUGGGGCUCGUCGCCGAGGAGGUCGUGCGCGGGGGAGACGGAGCCGCUGAACAGCACGGGGCCGUACCCCGCCGGGCCGAUCCCGCAGCAGGCGGUCAUCAGGAGCGCCCUUGCCCGCAUGGCCAAGCCGGUGUACCUGCUGGACUUCACCUUCCUGUCGCAGCUGAGGAAGGACGCGCACCCGGGCAAGUACGGCGGCAUGUUCGGCCAGGACUGCACCCACUGGUGCAUCGCCGGCCUGACCGACACCUGGAACAUCCUCUUCUACGCCGCGCUCACCGGCCAAGAUGGCUGAAUUCAGUCGGAUGUUUGUAGAAUAUAUAUAGGUCAAUAAUCAAGCGAUAUUUGAAGAUAGCACAUUGGUUUAUAGGGCUGGGAGGAUACUUUCUUUUUACUGCAAAACAAAGAGAUAGAGGGUUAUCACAGUCAAAACAAAAAUAGAUAUAGCAUGGUAUCAGUAUUCAAGGUGGGUAUGAUUGCUCCCUCAAAAAAGGAGGGUAUGAUUGCUAAGUGAUUUGUACUUAUAAAAAUGUAGAUUGCUUUGACAAAUCCCAUAUUUGCAGAAUUUUCGGGACAAGGGA
Triticum dicoccoides is the source of this 1534-nucleotide messenger RNA. RefSeq names its product protein trichome birefringence-like 38. Gene Ontology annotation, cellular component: Golgi apparatus. Bases 121 to 1248 code for a protein of 375 amino acids. NCBI's taxonomy places the organism in Eukaryota, Viridiplantae, Streptophyta, Magnoliopsida, Poales, Poaceae. The record is from RefSeq and is a predicted model, not a curated record. Gene Ontology annotation, molecular function: O-acetyltransferase activity. The transcript is spliced from 5 exons.